AUGGUACAAAGCCAAUUGAUUUCUUUUCGUUUGAUCGUAAAUCAUCACUGGUCCGAAAUGCCUGCUCACCCCCCUGGUGGCUGCCUCCCCGUCGGACAGCUGGCCCCUCUCUUCAGGGGUAGACGAGAGGGUCCAGACCAGACUCCAGAGUCAUUUUUUUCUCGUAGGCGCCGGCUGAUGGUUGCAUCAGCAGCAUUGGCUGGUUGUGCUAAACUGCUACAGCAUAGCAGGGAACAGACGGCGACUCGCCAGUGGACCACAGCUUCACGUCGUGGGUCUCACUGGAAGAGCGUGUCAUCAGGCCCGAGUCAGUUCCUCGUCUAUUGCAGAUAUCGUAUCCAAGGAUGUUCCACCCUGGUUCACGCUGUUGCACCGAAAACACAUUCCAGCCUCUCACCACAGCCAGCCAGUCAGACUGAAUAUCAGCCUGGCGGCUUCCCCCUAAUAGGGAGACGGUCCGAAAUCAAAACUAUUUAUCGACAGAUUAUGUAA
Messenger RNA from Aspergillus neoniger CBS 115656, 492 nucleotides. RefSeq lists its product as uncharacterized. NCBI's taxonomy places the organism in Eukaryota, Fungi, Ascomycota, Eurotiomycetes, Eurotiales, Aspergillaceae. The record is from RefSeq and is a predicted model, not a curated record. The transcript is spliced from 3 exons. Bases 1 to 492 code for a protein of 163 amino acids.